Erigeron canadensis is the source of this 1401-nucleotide messenger RNA. RefSeq names its product putative mannan endo-1,4-beta-mannosidase 9. The coding region runs from base 1 to 1203 and encodes 400 amino acids. The record is from RefSeq and is a predicted model, not a curated record. The transcript is spliced from 5 exons. Gene Ontology annotation, molecular function: hydrolase activity, hydrolyzing O-glycosyl compounds. NCBI's taxonomy places the organism in Eukaryota, Viridiplantae, Streptophyta, Magnoliopsida, Asterales, Asteraceae.
AUGCCUGGAAAUAGCGUCCUUAUUAACGGUGAUUGCGGUGUUGAAGGCCAAGAGUUCACUAUUGAUCAUGGUUUUGCAGAGAUACAUGCACAUCAGUUCAUGAUCAAGGGAAAACCACUUCACUUUAACGGCUUUAACGCCUAUUGGUUAAUGUGUAUGGCUUCUGAUGCAUCAUCAAAAGCCAAGGUUACAGAUGUUUUUCAACAAGCUUCUAAACUAGGGAUGAACGUUGUUCGUACUUGGGGUUUUAGUGAUGGUGGCAACAAACCUUUACAAACCUCUCCUGGUAGUUACAAUGAAGUCAUGUUUAAGGCGUUAGAUUUUGUGAUAUCAGAAGCUAAGAAGUACGGCCUUCGCCUAAUCCUAAGUUUAGUUAAUAACUGGGAUGAUUUUGGAGGUAAAAAGCAAUAUGUUCAAUGGGCUAGGGAUCAAGGUCAUCACUUGAAUAAUGAUGAUGAAUUCUUCUCCAAUGAUGUUACCAGAGGAUAUUACAAGAAUCAUGUGAAGAACUUGCUUAAUCGACGCAACUCAAUCACCGGUGUUGCCUAUAAGGAUGACUCAACCAUCUUUGCAUGGGAGCUAAUGAAUGAACCUCGUUGCCAAUCCGAUUUAUCAGGAAAAACUUUCGAGGAUUGGAUAGUAGAAAUGGCAACACAUAUUAAAUCCAUUGACAAGAAGCAUCUUCUUGAAGUUGGGCAUGAAGGAUUUUAUGGAGAAUCGAUGCCUGAGAAGAAACAAAAUAAUCCCGGCUAUGAAGUUGGGACCGACUUCAUUUCAAAUAACCGUAUCAAGAAUAUAGAUUUUGCUACAAUCCAUCUGUAUCCUGAUCAAUGGGUUCCGGGGGCAAGUGAUGAAGCUAGAGAUGAAUUUGUGAAAAAAUGGAUCACUUCCCAUAUUGAUGAUUGCAAAUCUGUCAUUGGAAAACCUCUACUCAUUGCGGAAUUUGGAAGGUCUUCCAAUACUGCGGGUUACAAGGUUGAACAAAGGGAUGCGUACUUUAGUAGCAUAUUCAACAUGGCCUAUGAAAGUGCAAAAAGUGGUGGGUCGUGUUCGGGAACAACAUUUUGGCAAGUCAUGGCACAAGGAAUGGAGAACUGGGGUGAUGGCUACCAAGUUGUGUUGGAGCAAAACCCCUCAACCGCAGCACUAAUCGGGAAACAAUCUAAAAAAAUUGCUUCACUCGCCUCGCCGAUGAUAAUAUAAGCUUUGUUUACUAGUUAAACAACCAUCUCAACAAGUAGUCAUAUUUGGUGUGAUAGAACAGCUUUCACCCUCCAAGGUUACUUUAUGAAAAAGAAACUUAAUAAUACUAAGAAUAAAAUAAAAAUUUGAUCUUUGAUUUAAAGAAUGUAUUGUUGCUUGUAAUGUUCAAUUUGGUAAUACUAUUUACGAAAUAAUAAA